UCGAUCAACUGAUUUCAUAUAUUUACUUGAGAGAGAAGUGAAUUUUGAAAAUGAUAAAUAUAUUUUUAUUUGUCUAUUGCUUGGUGAAUAGCCUUAUUGUUGAUGGUAUUCAAGAUCCACUUCUAGAGGAUUUAGUACAACUGGAAAAAGUUGCAUCAGCUAAUUUUGCAGGAGCAAUUCUUCAACCAGCAAGUGGUACUUCUUUCUAUGGAGUUAGUGGCGCUCUUAGUGUUUUUAAUCCAAAAGUUGAGAAUAAAGAACAAAUGAGUGUUUCAGCUAUUUGGGUUCUAAACAGAACUCCAAAUAAUUUUAACGCAGUCGUCGUUGGAUGGCAUGUGAUGCCUGAAAUAUACAACGAUGAUAAAACUCAUCUUUUUAUCUAUUGGGGGAGUGAUAAUCUCAAAAGAGGAUGCCAUAAUUUACAAUGUCGAGGUUUUAUUCAAGUUGACAAAUCAAUUACUCCUGGUCAAGCGUUCAAUCAAACAUCAACUAUUGAUGGAUUGACUAUCAUGGUUUCAUUAGGUAUUUUACAGGAUCCAAAAACAAAAAAUUGGUGGAUUUAUGUAAAUGAGAAAGGGAUUGGAUACUAUCCAGCAUCUUUGUUCUCCAGGUUGACGACUGUUGAUCAAGUAGCAUGGUAUGGCAAAACAUCAAAUGCUAUGUAUGCUCCAAGCCCUCCAAUGGGAUCUGGAGUACUACCAAAUGGUAUUUUGGGUCAUGCAUGUUAUUUUAAGGAUCUUGCAUUUGUUAAUAAUGAUCGAAAGCACCAAACACUUACAAAAGAUAUGGGGCAAAUAAAAACUACCCAUCCUCUAUGCUAUAGUGCUGCAUACUAUCAAGAUUUACAAACUGGAUUAAGUCUCCAAUUUGGAGGACCUGGUGGGGGAAAGUGUAAUUAA
Trifolium pratense (red clover) is the source of this 899-nucleotide messenger RNA. RefSeq lists its product as uncharacterized. The record is from RefSeq and is a predicted model, not a curated record. Bases 51 to 899 code for a protein of 282 amino acids. NCBI's taxonomy places the organism in Eukaryota, Viridiplantae, Streptophyta, Magnoliopsida, Fabales, Fabaceae. The transcript has 5 exons.